GAACAUUCGUGAACAUUCAAGAAAAGUGUCGAUUGACCUUAAACAGUAUAUAGAGGCGUCUGAGCCCUGUAAGCUAGUUUGGAUAUUUCUGUGUUAAUCCGUGUGUGACUAUUACUAACCUACGUACUUGUUAUUUUAUUUGUUGUACGUGCUUAUUCUGUGAAUGAGAAUGGGUAAAGACUAUUACAAGAUAUUGGGCAUUAGUAAAAAUGCCUCUGAUGAUGAGAUUAAAAAGGCAUACAGGAAACUUGCCUUAAAAUAUCAUCCUGAUAAAAACAAGACAUCUGAAGCUGAAGAGAAGUUCAAAGAAGUUGCUGAAGCUUAUGAGGUUCUCAGUGACAAGAAGAAGAAAGAAGUGUAUGACCAGUAUGGUGAAGAAGGUUUGAAAGGUGGAAUUGGUGGUGGAGGUGGCUCUGGUAGUGCUGGACCAAAUUUCACUUACACAUUCCAUGGUGAUCCCAAAGCCACAUUUGCUCAAUUCUUUGGAACGGACAAUCCUUUCGAAUCAUUCUUCAGCAUGGGUGGUAUGGGAGGAGGUGGCACUACUAUAUUCUAUGGAGAUGAUGAUAUGGAUGUGGAUAAUGAUCCAUUUAGUCACUUUGGUGGAAGGAUCGGUGGCAAUCCCUUUCGGUCUCAAAGCUUCACAGCUGGUUCGCCUAACAUAAAUAGAGCAAAACCUAAAGGUCAAGAUCCACCUUUAGAGCACGACUUAUAUGUAACACUAGAAGAUAUAGCUAAAGGUUGUACUAAGAAGAUGAAGAUAAGUCGUAAAGUUUUAAAUCCAGAUGGUAGAACAACAAAGCGAGAAGAGAAAGUUCUGUCCAUCAAUGUGAAGCCUGGAUGGAAAGCUGGCACAAAGAUUACCUUCCAGAAAGAAGGGGAUCAGAAUCCUAAUAGUAUUCCUGCAGACAUAUCUUUCAUAAUCAGGGAUAAACCUCAUCCUAUAUUUAAAAGAGAAGGCAGUGAUAUUAGAUAUACAGCUAAAGUCUCCCUUAAAGAGGCUUUAUGUGGUUGUAAAUUAGAAAUCCCAUCCCUAUUUGGAGAAAAGAAAGUUCUAAGGAUAACUGACGUGAUAAAACCAAAUUUUGUCCAUAGGAUUAAAGGACAAGGACUUCCAUUACCUAAAGAUCCUUCUAAGAAAGGAGACCUGAUUGUAGCUUUUGAAAUUAAGUUUCCUGAACAUUUAUCGGAAAGUACCAAAGUCACAUUAAGAGAAAUACUACCUAAUUAAUUUGUACAUAUUAAAUGAACUGACGUGGAAAAAAAAACUUGUAAACAGUUGUGAACUUUUUGGAUCCAAGAAGUUUCCAGAAAGUGCCAAGAUCGAAGAUUGCCUAUCAAAUUAAGACUGGUUAUGGGUGGCCUAGCACUUGUAUGUUUUUGUAUAUAAAUUUAUUGUAAAUAUUUCUGUCUGUAUCUGUUCAAUUAAAGUUAUGUUCUGUAUGUUUAGGAUAUUUUUAUAAUUUUUGUGUAUUUAUUGUAUGCAAUUUUGUUGGAAGCAAUUGACUUACAUUAGAAAGAUUAUCAAAUCAUUUUUUUAUGUAUGAAGUGUUAAUAAUUGGUACUGUAACUGUGGACAUAUUUUGUAUAUGUGCUUAGAUAUUGACUAAAUUUUUAUUUAAAAUUUGUUCUUAAAUUUUGUAAUUUCUAUCAACUGCUUCCAUCAAUUUAUUUAAUAAAAUAAUUACAUACUGAA
Messenger RNA from Argiope bruennichi, 1696 nucleotides. RefSeq names its product dnaJ homolog subfamily B member 4-like. NCBI's taxonomy places the organism in Eukaryota, Metazoa, Arthropoda, Arachnida, Araneae, Araneidae. Gene Ontology annotation, cellular component: cytosol. Bases 164 to 1231 code for a protein of 355 amino acids. The record is from RefSeq and is a predicted model, not a curated record. Gene Ontology annotation, biological process: negative regulation of transcription by RNA polymerase II. Gene Ontology annotation, molecular function: protein-folding chaperone binding. The transcript is spliced from 3 exons.